Molecule: messenger RNA, 2323 nt
Organism: Branchiostoma belcheri (Belcher's lancelet)
Lineage: Eukaryota; Metazoa; Chordata; Leptocardii; Amphioxiformes; Branchiostomatidae
Product: alpha-N-acetylneuraminide alpha-2,8-sialyltransferase-like
Exons: 13
Coding region: 135-1646 (503 amino acids)
Biological process (GO): oligosaccharide metabolic process; N-glycan processing
Molecular function (GO): alpha-N-acetylneuraminate alpha-2,8-sialyltransferase activity
Source: RefSeq, a predicted model, not a curated record
GAUGGUCACCUGCAGUCAUGUCAGCUGCGCACCUGCCCAGGUUUGACUCACCUGUGAGGAACGUGAACACCUGUCUGUCUCCUGCAUAGUGGGAACUCUACACGUGAGAAACAGCUUUACAGGCUGCAGUGAUAAUGCAGGCAAAGCAAUGGCUCCUGGCCGUGACGCUGACGACGGCUCUGCUCCUGUUGUACUACAUGCACGCGGUGGGGGGGCCGGGAUGGCACGCUGUCAUGGCAAGAAAGAAAGCAAUUCAGCCCACGGCUGCAAGAGUCGAUGCCCUGCAGCCAUAUACUAGGAGGACUGCCUCGACAGUAGAGAGGAAGAACCUCACCUUCAGUCCACACGAGAUUGACUCCAAGAGUUUGUUCAGGGCCGCCGACAUCGAGGCCUAUCCGGAAACCUGCGUUCUGUUCAACAAGUCGCGGCUGCUGGCUGAGAUGCUGGUCGUCGUGGCAACCACCCAGCAGCCAACCACGGCGCCCGUCGACGUCGGGACCCUCGGGCAAGAGCUGCUGUUACCAUGGCAACAGAACAGGACCGCUUCUCAACAUCUCAUGGACGAACUCAAUAAUUGCACAAGCACCCAGGCCGAAGCCAUUCUUACCCGGGCCAACACCAGAAAUGGGCAGAACAUUCGCUACUACAUCCAGCAUGAGAAAACCUACCAGGCAAACCGCAUGUUCUACAACACACUACCCAGGACGUCCCCCCUGCCCCAGACGCCGUACAGACGCUGCAGUGUAGUGGGGAACGGAGCUGUGCUGCUCGGCCGCAGGUGUGGCGCUGAGAUCGACAAGGCAGACUUCGUCUUCAGGAGUAACCUCCCACCGCUGACUGGUAACUUCACUCGGGACACGGGACGGAAGGCCAACUGGACCACAGCUAACCCCAUCUCACAGCUCAACUGGAGGUUCAACCUGCUGAGUAACAAGCCUGCGCAGAAGGAGAAGUUUGUUCGGCACGUGCGGCAGUACAGCGGGCUGCUCUGGGUCUCUGCAUUCGGGGUCAAAGCUGCUACAACGGUGGCGAUUCGAGCCCAGCGUGUUCUGCGGGAGAAGAAGCUGAGUUCUCUGGCCGUGGUGUACGGGAAUCCUCGCCACUUCGCAGCCGUGCGAGACUUCUGGGCUUACAACGGACUCAGCAUGCGGCUGUCAACAGGUAUCUACCUGACGACCAUCGCCAUGACGAUCUGUGACGAGGUUCACCUGUUCGGAUUCUGGCCCUUCGACGUGAGCCACUCCGGAGAGAAACUUCUCUAUCACUACUACGACAAGCCCGACACGAAGAUGAACCCGAACCUUGACCCCGCCUUCCUGCACAACCUGCCCAAGGAGUUUCUCAAGUUGGUGGAGUUGCACAGAAGAGGCGUUCUCAAGAUACACCUCGAGACUUGUAUCUACCUGACGACCAUCGCCAUGACGAUUUGUGACGAGGUUCACCUGUUUGGAUUCUGGCCCUUCGACGUGAGCCAUACCGGAGAGAAACUUCUCUACCACUACUACGACAAGCCCGACACGAAGAUGAACCCGAACCUUGACCCCGCCUUCCUGCACAACCUGCCCAAGGAGUUUCUCAAGUUGGUGGAACUGCACAGAAGAGGCGUUCUUAAGAUCCACCUGGAGACUUGCCAGCAAAUGUCUUAAGAAUCACCUGGAGAUGCUCCAGGAAACUUCUUCAAAUCCACCUUAAAAUCCACCUUGAGAUUCACCAGGAGACGUGCCAGCAAACGUUUUAAUUCUUGUUCUGCGGAUCACAUAUAUACUUUUAUAUGGGUUGCACUUACAGUACCACCCAUAUAGCACCCUGUAUAUGGGGGUAUUUCUUAUGCAACACAUCACAUGAUCACACCGCAGCGAAACGCAACGAAUGUGGAAGCAAGACUGAGUGAUUCGGUUGAAAAUUCCGGUGAGUCAAAUUUUGAGUUGAAGAACAGUUUAACUUCUUCAGAAUGUGAAAUUAACUUCGCCACCGCAGGGCAAAAAAAGUCAAGGGUCUGUGACCUGAUUAAGACAUCAAAUUAUUUGCAAAUAUUGUGUAAAAAAAAAUGCCAGCAGGACAAAGAUCCACCUCGAGACAUGCCAGCAAACUUUUAAGAUCCAUGCACUUGGAGAGAUCUUAAUACAUGCCAACUGCUUGAGAUUCACUAUGUGCAAUGGUAGGAAAUCUUCAGGAGUGAAGACAAGAUGCUGUGCCAAGAACCACCUGAACACCUGGGUGGCUACUUCAGGUGUUUUUAGUAAGGCCAUGUUGAUUUGAUUAUAUGGAUGACAUCCUCCGGGAGCCCCAAAACUGAUGCGCGCGUGACGAAAAAAAAAAGUUU